CGCAUUGAUCACCGCUAGGGGGUUUCAGAACGCAGACGUUUGUUUAGAAAGUAGGGUUAUGGUGGUGCCGGUCGCUUUUUUGCCUUUCUCCGUCGAAAAAUGAUAUUAAUUAGACAUUUUAAUGCCGACAUAAUCGUCUGAUGUGUUUUAAAAACUAUGGGGAAGAUAAAAACGUUCGAAAUCGUUUUAGAUAGCAACAAAACUGUGUAUUAUCCCGGUCAACAAGUGCUAGGGAAAUGUGUUGUGGACUUGAGAGGAGAUAUGAAGAUGAAGACGUUAAGGAUAUACAUGAGAGGAGUUGCUAAAGUGCACUGGACGGAAUCGAGGAGCACGGGAAACCGUCUCGGAGCUUAUACUGAACAUUAUAAUGCCGAAAUCGAGUAUUUCUUCAAGAGGCAAGUUCUAUUUGGAACAGGUGAGUCAAUUGCUCACAAUGCUUUUAUCAAUAACAACGUUAAAUCACUUCUUUCCGCUUAUUUUUCAUUGUAUUCUAUUGUCGCUUUUUAUUGUUAUUUACACACACACUACACACACACACACACACACACACACACACACACAAUUAAAUACUUCAUAUUAUUAAGUAAAAAAAUAUUGAGAAAUGAAGAGAGGCCAAACGGUAAAGAAAUAAUUAAUGAUCAGUAUUUGGAAAAUGAACCGAACUCGGGAAUCUCAACAUCAUUUGAAGGAAAGUAUGGAAGUGUUCGAUACUGGUUAAAAGCUGAAAUGGAGAAACCUUGGUCAUUCAACCAUAAAACUAAGAAAGCUUUUACUGUUAUUAGUCCAAUUGAUAUAAAUAGAACAGAAUAUUUGAUGCCAGUAGAGAAUAGUGUUGAGAAAACACUAUGUUGUUGGUGUUGUACUUCAGGACCUAUUACUUUAUAUGCUAGAACAGAUAGGAAAGGUUAUUGUCCUGGUGAAUCAAUAGCUAUAACUGCUGAUUUUGAAAAUCAUUCAAGUAGAACGAUCAUUCCACAUGCAACACUCCAUCAGACACAAACAUUUUUAGCAGGAGGGAAGUCACGUUCGCGUCGGUGCAAAUUUACAAUUGUAACAGGUUUAGCAAUUCAACCAGGCAGGACAGCCAAUUGGGAUGCUCAGUUAUUAAAAAUUCCAGCAGUGUCUCCCUCCAUUAUCAAUUGCUGCCUUAUUCGUGUUGAUUAUGCUGUUCGGAUUACAUUACAAAUCCCAGGUGCCUAUAAUUUAUCAGUAGAUCUUCCUGUAGUAAUUGGUACUGUUCCAUUACGAACUCGACCUCCUCAUUAUAGAAAUAUAAGUCCUCAAUUACCAGAAAUUUCAGGCACUAAUGGAUAUAUUUUAUUAGAUGCCAUAAUUAUUAAUUUAUUUUUAGCUCCUCCAACAUAUGCAGAAUGUGUGGAAGGUUCAGUAGACAUUACAGAAGAUGAUGAUGGAGAUAUUAUUGGUGAUACCAGAUUUACACCAAUGUAUGCCUAUGUACAUGACUAUAAUUAUCAGCCACCUCCAGCAUAUUCAGAGGUUGAUCCACAUCCUACACAUUCUAGUGAUGCAAAUGGAGACAGAUGAACUGUAAUAAAAUGUUUAAAAUGGUAUUAAAAAUUAUUUUUCAAAGCAGAAAUAUCUGCUUUCUGGAUGUAAUAGUUCUCCAUGUAAUUGCUAAAUAUUGAUAUUUCUG
Molecule: messenger RNA, 1654 nt
Organism: Centruroides sculpturatus (bark scorpion)
Lineage: Eukaryota; Metazoa; Arthropoda; Arachnida; Scorpiones; Buthidae
Product: arrestin domain-containing protein 2-like
Exons: 8
Coding region: 157-1545 (462 amino acids)
Biological process (GO): protein transport
Cellular component (GO): cytoplasm
Source: RefSeq, a predicted model, not a curated record